Perca flavescens (yellow perch) is the source of this 1785-nucleotide messenger RNA. RefSeq names its product homeobox C11a (gene hoxc11a). The record is from RefSeq and is a predicted model, not a curated record. Gene Ontology annotation, molecular function: DNA-binding transcription factor activity, RNA polymerase II-specific; RNA polymerase II cis-regulatory region sequence-specific DNA binding. Gene Ontology annotation, biological process: anatomical structure development; regulation of transcription by RNA polymerase II. The transcript is spliced from 2 exons. Gene Ontology annotation, cellular component: nucleus. The coding region runs from base 56 to 1015 and encodes 319 amino acids. Lineage: Eukaryota; Metazoa; Chordata; Actinopteri; Perciformes; Percidae.
CUGCAGCUCGUAUCCAAAACAUCUAUCUAUAGUACGGAGUACGAGAGAGAGAAAGAUGUUUAACUCGGUGAAUCUGGGCAACUUCUGCUCCCAGACGCGCAAAGACCGGACAUCCGAGUUUGGGGACAGGACGGGCUGCGCGUCCAACAUCUACCUCCCCAGCUGCACCUACUACGUCCCAGAGUUUUCUGCCGUGUCCUCGUUUCUUCCACAGGCCCCUUCCCGGCAAAUCAGCUACCCUUAUUCCACAAAUCUCUCUCAAGUACAGCCGGUACGGGAAGUUUCAUACGGCUUGGACCCUGCUAGUAAAUGGCACCACAGAAGCAAUUAUGCAUCGUGCUACUCGGGAGAGGAUCUGGUGCAUAGGGACUGUCUUCCACCAUCCACCAUGACAGAAAUGCUUAUGAAGAACGAGAAUGUGUACAGCCACCACCACCACCAUCACACCCAUCCGGGCUCCAAUCACCCCUCCACAGGUUUUUACUCCGGCGUGGGGAAAAACAGCGUCCUCCCGCAAGGUUUCGACCGCUUUUUUGAGACCGCAUACUGCAGCAGCACGGACAAUCAGUCAGACAAUUGUUUACAAAAGGGCGAGGGAGGGAAGCUGGAAAGCGACUCCCAGCAGCAGCAGCAGCAACAGCAGCAGCCCAUAGCCUCUGUACUCGGAGCCCCGGAGCAGGAAAAAGACCCAGAAGAUGAGGAGGAACAUACAAAUUCAGGCUCAUGCACUUCUUCCUCCGCAACAACCAAGGACGGCACCGCCAACAAGAGCAGCCACUCGAGCACUCCUCGCACAAGGAAGAAGAGGUGUCCAUAUUCCAAGUUUCAGAUUCGAGAGCUGGAGCGGGAAUUCUUCUUUAAUGUUUACAUCAACAAAGAGAAAAGGCUUCAGCUUUCCCGAAUGUUAAACCUCACCGACCGUCAGGUUAAAAUUUGGUUUCAGAAUAGAAGAAUGAAAGAGAAGAAGCUGAGCAGAGAUCGCCUCCAGUACUUCUCUGGAAACCCCCUAUUGUGAGCAGGAGCAGAAAGUGUCACAAUCUUGGUCAGUGACAUUAAGGCCUACUCUUAUCUCAUUGAGUUGUAAUCGUGGGCAUAACCAUUUUCUAAAGGAGCCCAUAUCACCAACAGUGCAAUGUUAAAGUGGACAGUGGGAGUAAUAGGCCUGCAUGGGAUGAAGUCGCCAUUUUCGUAUUGCCCCACGGGCGACGGUGAAUUUCUAGCUGGUCCCCAGAAAGGCCUUCAUGGUUAGAAUAAUCAUUUAUACCUAUGCUGUUCUUGAAUAUGUCUCUAUUUAUCACGAUUCUCCAUUGUGUUUAUUCUAUUGUUCAUAUAGACAUACUUGUUGUUAAAAUAUCAAAUGUAACAACCAGUUUGAAUCCUUAUUGCGCAGACAACUUUUAGCUCUUCCCCGUUCCUCUGGUCUAUGUAUAUAGCAUAUCAUUAUCUAAUUAUUUCUCGACCAGAGAUAUGAACAAGUUAUAGCAAAUCUCCUGGCUACAUUUUUCGCCAUUAAGAACUCUGACGUCCAAUCUGUGAAAGUAUAUCCCCCUGUACAGAGCAGCCUAUGCAAUGUGCAUUUGUGACUGUAAAUAGGCGUAUAUGUUGAAUUUCCUUUCCCCUAUCCCUGCUGCUAUUUUUCACUACACUGCCCAUACAACUUUAACAGCUUUAACGCCAACACUCGUUAAAUUAUUUGCUUAAAACAUUGGUGCUUUGGAUUCCAGAGAGGAGGAACAGAUUGUUGGCCUGUGUAUCAUUAAUAUAAUACAUAUGAAAUAAACAGAA